Acipenser ruthenus (sterlet) is the source of this 5596-nucleotide messenger RNA. Its product is annotated as cytospin-B-like. The coding region runs from base 192 to 2522 and encodes 776 amino acids. Gene Ontology annotation, biological process: actin cytoskeleton organization. Gene Ontology annotation, cellular component: filamentous actin; microtubule organizing center. NCBI's taxonomy places the organism in Eukaryota, Metazoa, Chordata, Actinopteri, Acipenseriformes, Acipenseridae. The record is from RefSeq and is a predicted model, not a curated record. The transcript has 9 exons. Gene Ontology annotation, molecular function: protein binding.
CAGCAGCAGCAGAGCAUUCUGUGAGUCUCUGUCAGAGCUCUGUGGUUUUCCUCUUGGAAAACACUCACCAGUCUGUGCUACAGAUGCAGUCCCUGAAACCGGCAGUUGAAACUCACAUAUAGUCAAUCACCAAGCCUGAGGCUACAACUUUGCUGUUCAUCGGGCUGAGCUGCUGAGACUAAUAGCACAAGAUGAAAGGAGCUGCAAAGGGAGGUCUGGCCAAGCCUGGGCUCCACUGUCCUGAGAAAGGGAGGCCAGUCCCUCCCACCACUGGAGGGAUGAAGACCUCCAAAUCAUCCAGCUCGCUGUCUUCAGAGGUGCGGCUCAGCAAGCUGAAGAGAGCCAGCAGUGAUGACACGUUGGCUAAACCAGGGUUGGGUUCGGCACUGGCUACCUCCAGGAUGAGGAAGACCGUCACCACUGGGGCGAUCUCCGAGCUUGCUGAGGCCAGACCACGGGGUAUCCCAGGAGUUCCGUCUGCAAAGAGGUCUGGGAUUCCAGCCCCUAGAGAAAUACCGUCCACCAUAUCAAGGGACAGAGUUUCACUACGGGAUCAGUUACGGGCAUCUGGCACUAGGAAAAUGCUGCCCAGCACUAGCACUUCAAGCAUUUCAUCACUGAGCAAGCACACCCGCACCCCCGUGAAAACGAAAGCGGACAACGAAGCGAAUGACAAGUCGGUCCUGGAGUGUCAGGUCAAAGAACUCCUCGCCGAAGCCAAAGCCAAGGAAUUUGAAAUCAGCAAGCUGCGCACUGAGCUGAAGCACUUCAAAGACAAAGGGACGCCAGAUGCAGAGUCCCCUGAGAGCCUGGAUCAGGAGAUGGAUCAGGGUCUGUUGACCCAGCCUGCCGAGUUGCAGUCCCUGAUAAAAAUGCUGCGCGAGAAAAACAGAUCUUUCCAGCAUGAGCUUGCAUUGCUCAGGGAGGAAAACCAGCGUGUAAAAGAAAAACUCUUAACGCUGGAAUUGUCACCUCUCUCAAGCAGCGACGGUACCAACAGCUUCCCAGCCUCUUUAGGUAGCCCCACCAAGCAUCCAGUAAAUGGGGUCAUUCUGGACAAUGCAAGGCCUCCCGUCAAUUGCAAUCCUUUAAAGAACUCCACCUCUUCAAGCAGCGAUAUAACCAAGGGAACUCCUUCUCCCGAUUCAUCUGAGUUCGAGAACAUAGUCCCAUCCAGGACUUACUCAGUUAGCAGCGGUAUCGGUAAGGGCAAAUGCUCUAGCGGUCAGAAUACGCCGCACUACUCCAGAGAGCUGUCUAUGGAGUGCCUCACCGAGCAGAUCCAGAAGAUGGAAGAGAGCCACCACAGCACGGCCGAGGAGCUGCAGGCCACCUUACAGGAGCUCUCAGACCAGCAGCAGGUGGUGCAGGAGCUGACUGCCGAGAAUGAGCGCCUGGCCACGGAGAAGUCCCUUCUACAGAGCUCUCUGAGCCAGCAGAGGGAGCGGGUGGAGCACCUGGCCCAGAAGAACGAGGGCCUGAUGAGCCGUCUGCAGGAGCAAUCCCAGAGCGAGGAGGCCGAAGCCAGAGCUGCAAGGAUUAGCGAGCUGGAGCAGAGGUAUUCCGAGCUGGUGGAGAGCUCCAGGUUCGAAAGAGAGAAGUUGGUUGACAUCCAGCAGCAGCUGACAGGCAGCCUGAGAUCUUUGGAGAAGGAGCACCAGGAAAGUCAAGGGCUCAUCAAAAGCUUGAAGGAGGAGAAGGAGCACAUUCAAAGAAAGCUAGAGGCAGAGGAAGAGGCCAACAAUAAGGUUACCAGGAGGUUUGAGGAUUGCACGGCCAUCACAGAGGCACUGAAGGUGGAAAAUGGGAAGCUGAAGGUGCAACUGGAUGUUGAGAAGCAGAAAGUGGUGGAGCUGAAAGCGAUGCGGAGUGCGAGUGAUAAUUCUGAGUUACAGAACCUGCUGAAGGCUGCGCACUCAGAGAAGGAGAGGUUAGACCUAGCUUGCACAGAACUGAAACAGGAGCUGCUGCAGGCCAGCGGGGAAGCAGAUCGGGUGCAGGGAAUGUUGAACAAGGUGGAGGUGGAGCGCCAGCAGCUGCAGCAGCUCUGUGACCAGCAGAGGGAGCAGCUGAGCAGCAGUGCCCACAAGCUGCAGGAGAGGACCUGCGAGAAGGAUUCGGAGAUCAAGGACUUGAAGGAGACCAUCUUCGAGCUGGAAGACCAGGUGGAGCAGCACCGAGCUGUCAAACUGCAUAACAACCAGACCAUCAUGGACUUGGAGAAUCAAGUUAUGAAAUUGGAAGAGCAAAAAGCGGAUCUAGAGAAACGAUUGAAGGCACUAAACAAACAGAUGAAGGAAGACGCAGAGGAGUGGAGGCGGUUCCAGGCUGACCUGCAGACAGCGGUGGUGGUGGCGAACGAUAUCAAGAUCGAGGCUGCGCAGGAGGUGAGGGCACUGCGCAGGAGGCUGCAGGAGGAGCAGGACCACAGCGCCAGCCUGGCCCGGGAGCUGCAGGAGCUGCAGGGGAGCAGUCGGUUUGCAACGUCCCCGGCUAAAGAAGUCUCCAAGAUCCAUCUUUAAGGAUUUCUUGUCAUGGCUCUACUCAAUGGAAAGAGAUCCAGCCUCGGAUCAAGUUAACCUGGAGAGGCGUGCAUGUGUCUUAUUACAAACUGAGCUGGUUUUGAACAGAAACAGCAUUUUCACACAAGUCUUCAUCAGUAUUAAAUGACAAAAAUCAUACCUCCUUUUAUUAUUUGUAUGCCUUGUGGAAAAGACCACUGGAAGAGUAAAUCAGUCUUGUGUGACUGUUUAGACUCUACCGAGUUUUCACUUUCCCCCGAUGUACCUUUUUAUACCAAAUAUAUCUAUUCACUUAAAAACAAACAAGAAUUUUACUAUUUUAUAUAUUUUUGUGUAUGUUACAUUCUUCUAUUUUUCUGAAACUCUGCUUAUGUUUACUGCUUAAAAGUCACCUUAAAUGAUAUUGUGUAUGUUUGUGGAUAGCCUUUCUAGAUAUACAGGGAAUGUAUACCAUGUAUAUUAAUGAUGCCGAUAAUGCAUUUUGUUCCAUAAGAUGUUGUGGAUUUACCACUAGUGCUGUGACCCAGAGACACAAAGGUCAGCCUCUUAAAGCAGCUGAACCAUCACAAAGGAAUGCAGUGUGUGUUCUAAAUGCUGACAGUUCACAUAGAACUGUCAGGCUGAUACUAUGGAGAUACUACCACUUGUAUGUUGCUGGUUUCCUUUCACUUGUUGAAUGUACAGUACCUGUGCUUAUAUACAUAUCUGGAAUCAAAGUUAAAACAUAUCCAUUCUUAACAAUGCAGGUGAACAUAUAUACAGUUUAAAAAUUAUGGUUUGUAUUUAACUAUCAUUUUGAAUACUAUACUGUAUAGAAAAUGUUGCUCUUCUUAGAAUAUAACACCAAGCAUUUGUGAAUUUGGUGAUGUAAAAAUGUGUGUUCACAGGGAUUGUUUGAACUAGUGGAUUUCUUUGUGGUUUGUGACAUGCUGCUUAAGAAACGAUAUUGUAUAUUCACUAUAUUAGGAUAGACAGAUAUUACUUACUCAAUGAAAAAUAAUACUUAAAGUAUGUUAAAAAUGAAAAUUAAAUUAUUUAAUUUAUUGAAAGUACAAUAAUUAUAAGAAUCUUUUGAGUGUAGUAUCAACUUAUUCUGUUAUAGUGACGGCUUCCAAAGCAGUCCAGUCUUUUUUGUUUGGUAUACUUGUUGUAAACUUUAUUAAGUGUAGUACACAUUUUUUACCACUUGGUGGCACAGUCAGAUAAAAUCAUUGCUAAACUGUAUUAAACAGCCCUCCUGAAGGUUUUAUAAGCCUGGGAUGAUACAUGAUGUGUGUUUUGCAGUUGUCUGAGAAGGAGAGCCACAAGCUAACUGUACUAUAGAUUUCAAACAGCUCCAAAUUAACCCUGGGCACACGUCUUAAGUUAUAUAUUUUUCUCUAUAUAAGCAACCCUGACAUAUGGCGAGGAUCUCAGUCAUCAGAUCGUAAUCGUAUUUAAUAGCUAAUGAAAGUAAUUUAUCACCUAGCGCAGCCGUAACAGGUAAACAAAUUAGGAGGAUUAAAGAUAGUACAUGCUGUGACAGAUUGAUUAUACACGUGAUCAACUAGUGUAGCAGGGUAUGACAUGGACAGUCUUGUUUUUAUCUUGGAAUUGUACAUGCAGAGGUGGCGGAACCAGUUUUUGCUUUAUCAUUAAAUAGCUGUUUGUUGUUGUUUUUUUUAUAUACAGUUGGCAGAUACGGAAUCGAUUCCCUGGUAUAUGUGCACAGAAAUGUAGUAGCAGUAGCUGAAUUGUAUCCGAUAUUGGAUAUAGAAUCAUAACUGCCAGGCACAGCUUUAGGAAAUCCUAGCAGAAUUCAUUACUGUUGCUGUUCUCCAGACAUCAUUGCUAUAAAGCCCAGUACAUGUGAUGUAAUUUAUUUAUGUAAAAGUAUACAGAACCCUAAGGAGAGCCCAUGUUGUAAAGAUUUGAAUAGUGGCGGUUUUCAGAGGUGCGUCCGUGUAAAUUUAACAGUGGGUGCUGGUUCCUACAGGAGAUUUAGUGCUGGCACACAGGGAAUGGCUUUCAAAUGGAGUUAAUGACCUCCUAUCUUUCACGUUAAGUCCAGAGCAACUAGUGAUUAACGUGACAUGGCCUGCCUCUGAUCAGCUUCCUGUUGUUCUACCCCGAGCAAGUUCAAUAGCUGUGAUGUCUAGGGACUGCGGUGACCCUGUUAUAUACUUCAGCACAAGCUCCUUUUCUUCCUGUUCACAUAACCUCUGAAGGGUGAAGGGUCAUUCCCCAGAAAAUAAUUGGACAUCCCCUUGAAGCUAUUCUUGAUGCACAAGAAUAUGAUGCUUUAAUGCACAAGAAUAGGAUGCCUUGAGAGUAUCUGCUACUCAGUUUGAUGUGUUAAAAUUGUGUUUUAUAUACAGUGCUGUGCUUGAAUGUUUCCUGCUGUAAUUAAUAAUUUUUAAAAUCUGUAGAUGCAUUUUUUUUUUUUUUUUUACAUCGCCAUUACUUGAGUGUUUCUUUGUGAAACGAUUAUCUGAAAUGUGUAAGUUAUACACAUCUGCAUUGUGGAAUCCUUUGUGUAUAGCAAAGUGUUAUUGUGUAAUGUUUUGAUCAUGUAUUAAUCUGUAUUAAUCUGUUUGUAAAAUGAAAUUGAAGCCCUCUGCGUGCCUUUAGACCAAUACAAUUGCACACAAGAGGCCCUCAUUUUAAUGUAUUAUCCAAGGACAGGGGUUUUGAAAGAUUACAGUAAAGCCAUAUACCUACAAAGUUUGCUACCAAUGUGCCACAAUCGUGAAUUGAAGGGUGAGAGAAUUGUUUGGGCAGUUUGCCAGGGGUUGGCCAGUCCUUGAACUUGGAGCAUGUGGAACCAAAGCCUUAAACUUGAAAUCUAUAAAGAGAAACGAAAUCCCUGUCGACCACUGUGACACACAAUCACUAGCCAGGGCUCUUACUGGACUACUCGAAUACCCAAUGGUUAGUUUUUAUUUUUUUUUAUGUUUUGCCAAAAAGAAAUUUACAGGAAACAAUGUUGUUGUUGUUGUUGUUGUUGUUGUUGUUGUUUUUUAUCAUUUAUCGUUGUUAUUCUGUACAAAUGUGUACCUUUUUCAAUGUAAUAAAUACGAAAAUGUUUGUAACUA